UCCCUGCUCGCCGACUCCCUCCUGCUCUUAGGGUUUUAAGUUCAUCCAAUUCCACCCCAAAACCCUGCCCUUCCCAUCCCUUCGCAUGGCCUCCGACCCCAAGGAUCCCCGCCCCCUUCCCCCCUCCGACGUUGCCGACCACCGGAAGGUCAAGCUCAUUUGCAGUUACGGCGGCAAGAUCCUUCCCCGCCACGGCGACGGUGCCCUCCGCUAUGCCGGCGGGGAGACCCGCCUCAUCACUGUCCGCCGCGACUCCCUCCUCCCGGAGAUCCUCCGCAAGGUGGCCGAGGCCUGUGGCGGGCCGGUUGUCCUCCGCUACCAGCUCCCCGAUGAAGACCUUGACGCACUCAUCUCCGUCUCCACCACCGAAGACCUCGAUAACAUGAUGGAAGAGUACGACAGGCUCGCCGCCGAUAGCCCCUCUGCGAAGCUUCGAGUCUUCCUCUUCUCACCCUCUGAAGUCACGGGCGCCGGUGCCGCUUCCUUUGCGGUCCACAUUGACCUUCAGGAAACUGGCACUAGGUAUCUCGAUGCUGUAAACGGAUUAGAUUCGAGCAUCAGGAGAAAGGAUAGCGCGACGAGCUUCUCAUCGACGCAGAAUUCGGAUGGAACGACUGCCGCCGCCGCCGACGAGGUGAACAAUGAAGGUACAUCACCGGCUCAUGUGUCUCCCACUGCUGCAUCUGCUCAAGACACGUUGAAGUUGGUUUUUGCUGGUCAAGAUGUUCUUGAUCUGCUGCCGCCUACUACUAGUUCUAGUGAACAAACCGAAUUAUUGAGUUCAACUCAAUCCGGAUGGCCUCCUCUGGUGCCAGAUCAAAACAGAGUGUUGAAUUCAACUCAAACUGACUUGCCUUCCGUUGCAUCAUAUGUUCCACAGUCCUACAUUGAUCCACAACAAGCUCAAAUCUUAAACCCCCAAUAUUUACCAGUGAUGGGAUUGCCUCUGCCAAUUAAUGUGGUUCGUGUGCCAGCACCAGCAUAUAUGCCGCCAUCCCACAUUGCCGAUCCAAUGUCCCAAGUCAGUAAUGGGACUUCGGUUCAGACAAAGGUGAAUCCACACUCGCAAAAUUCUAAUGUUGACAAGACCGCCAAGUUUCAUAGUGAUGUGAAACUUCAGUCUUUGUCUCAGCUUCCUCCUUUGCCUUCUCCGUACUUGCUUGCACCAAAUGUGGAACGUAGUGGGCUGCACCAAGUGUCUUCAUCGUCUCAAGGUCAUACGAGAAGAUUUGAGGAUUGUAAUAUGUGUCAAAAAGCCAUACCUCAUGCCCAUUCAGUUACUCUAAUAAAGGAACAGGGUAAUGGUCUCAGAAAUGUUGUUCCUGAGGUGAAUGUGGUAUUGCAGAGUCACCAUUCCGAGGAUUUAACAAGCAUGCGAGGACAGCAAAUGAUAGAUGUCGGAAUGCUGGUUGACGGUGUGGUGGAAACUCAAGCCGAGAAUUUGGUAGCUACAGCUCCAUCUAAGACCUAUGAGUUCAGCGAGACUAUCCCUGGGAUUCCAUGGGACAGUGGGAGGCCAGUUGUUGUGAAUGCAGCCAAUCCAUAUUAUGCUAAGGUUUUUGUCCCACCAGUUUCUGUGGGUUUUCCAGGCACCUCACAAGCAUCACAUGGAACUGUAACCAAUCCUCAGAAAGCUCAAAAAGUGGAGUCAGUGCAAGAGCAGCAAGAAGUGCCACUGUCUUUGGGUCUCAACAUGGAAAAUCUUGAUUAUCCAAACAUUUCACUUGCACCGGCUUCAUCGACCCUGCCAUGUGGCCCUUAUGGAAUGCUCGUCAUUCCUCAGUUUCAUGGAGAGGAUUACUUGCAACAGCAGACCCAAUUGCCUCAGCAUAUUGGGUUAUCUAACUAUCCUGUUGAUCAUAAUUUCAUUGUUGCCAGCACCAGUUCAGUUAGAAAUUCAGAUUAUCGAGAAGUUGGACAAUCAGUCAAUGGAACUGUGCCUGCAUUCUUGUUUGACUAUGUUAGACCUAUCAAUGGGACACAUCGAGCAAUUUGCACAAUUCCCCCUGGGGAUCCGGGUUUCAGCAACCAGCCAAGACCAGUUGUGAUUCCUGUUAUUGGUACCUCCAAGAAUAUAAAGCCUGAAAAUCCACCAUUGGUUGUAGUGAACACUCAUAAUGCUGGACCGCAGCAUAAGGAAAAUGAGUUGUCUCAUGGUGAUCCCCUAAUUAGUUCUGUAGUUGUUCCAGAAGGAAAUGCUGGUCCACAAAUUGAUAAACAGCUAUCUGUGAUGAGUGAUGUUGCUUAUGAACAGAGUGUUCAACCUUCCAACACCAGCCACAUUCCAAAUAUGACGUGUAAACAUGGACCCUACUCAUACCAUCUUGAAGCAGGAGUUGGACCAAGAGGGAUGUUCAAGUAUGUAGAUCCCAAUAACAAUGCCAUCAAGAACAACGUUAUUGGUGAACAGAAAGAUGAGGUUCCCAGCCUUCAUCCAGUUGAAGUAUUUUGUGACAUAACUAUUCCUCAAAGUGACAAUGCUCAGAUUUACACUAUUCACCACGCUAGUAACAUGAACCAAAUCCAGCGAGCCAUUUCAUUAGACCCACUUGCGAGCAGCAAAGAUCCUCAGAAAACCCUUACUGUUCUGCCUCCAAUACCUAGUGAAGUUUCCAACAGAGAAUCAAUAGCUAUGAAGGAAUUGUACAACAAGAAUUCUGUGAAUAGCAUGGGCUCUGAGGUAACCGUUCCUGCAGGUGUUUCUAGCCACUUACCUGAGUCUCCAAGAAUGGACUCGCCCAAAGAGCUUGUGUGUCCACUCAAAGAAGAUGUCCAUAUUAAGCAAGAUAUCCAGACUUCUGAAGGGAAAGCAUCAGCAGCAGCACUGCAGUCAUCUGAAGUACCAGUACCUGUUCUCAUUUCUCAUGAAACAGAAGAGGUCAGUCGACUCAGUCCUAGUUCUAACAGAGAAAGUGGCACCAUAGAGAAUACCUUAGAGAAAGAUGAUGACCAGAGUAAGGCCAUCAAGACCAAACAGUCAGAGAAUUUAAAGAAUGGUUUUCCAAUUACAGAUGACAUUGGACACCUUCAGGUAAUAAAAAAUAGUGAUCUGGAAGAGUUGCGAGAACUUGGAUCGGGAACAUUUGGGACUGUGUAUCAUGGCAAAUGGAGAGGUUCAGAUGUUGCAAUUAAAAGAAUCAAUGACAGGGUUUUUGCUGGGAAACCAUCAGAGCAGGAACGUGCAAGGGCUGACUUUUGGAACGAAGCUUGCAAACUUGCCAGUUUGCAUCACCCUAAUGUUGUGGCAUUCUAUGGUAUUGUUCUGGAUGGCCCUGGAGGAUCCAUUGCAACAGUAACAGAGUUUAUGGUUAAUGGUUCCCUUCGGCGUGCUUCACAGAAAAAUCAGAAGAUCCUCGAUAGGCGUAGAUGUCUUCUUGUUGCGAUGGAUGUGGCAUUUGGCAUGGAAUACCUGCACAAUAAAAAUAUUAUACACUUUGACCUGAAAAGUGAUAAUUUGCUUGUCAACUUGAGGGAUCCUCAGCGCCCAAUAUGCAAGGUUGGUGAUCUUGGUCUCUCAAAAGUAAAAUAUGAGACAUUAAUGUCUGGCGGCAUGCAAGGAACGCUGCCGUGGAUGGCUCCAGAACUUCUUUCUGGCAAAGAUAACAGGUACACUGAGAAGGUCGAUGUAUUUUCUUUUGGGAUUGUGAUGUGGGAGCUCAUUACCGGAGAGGAACCAUAUGGAGACAUGCAUUAUGGAGCAAUUAUAGGUGGGAUUCUGAACGACACACUGCGGCCUCCUGUGCCUGAAUCGUGUGACACCGAAUGGGGAUCACUGAUGGAGCAAUGCUGGUCCACCGAACCUUCGCAGAGACCAAGCUUUACAGAUAUCGCUACCAGGUUACGGGCUAUGGCAGCCGCACUUCCUCAGAAAGGAUGAGCUGCAGCAGCAGUCCGACCAAAAUAUGGUGCUCCUACUCAUCGAUGCCAUUGACUGACAUGUUUGUGACCCUUUUUUUUUUUUGUGCAGCACAGCUCUUUGCGACGUGGUUCUGCUGAAGGCAGUACCCAUAUGACUUGUGAAGAGAACCCUCUCUCGUGUUUCACAACAAGAUCUACGCAUGCUUGCUUUUCCAAUUUGUUCAUUCUUUUUUACUCACGACUGGCUGGGCAUGUGAAUGGAAAAGCCUUAUAAAUCUCUUGAGAAGAUAGCUUCUGGCCUGCUGUUGUUGCAUGUUCAUAUAAAGAUUAAAGAGUAUUGCAGUGGCUGUAGUUAACACAUUAAUAUCGGAACUGAGACGUAUCACAUUUUUUGCUUGUA
Molecule: messenger RNA, 4258 nt
Organism: Musa acuminata subsp. malaccensis (wild Malaysian banana)
Lineage: Eukaryota; Viridiplantae; Streptophyta; Magnoliopsida; Zingiberales; Musaceae
Biological process (GO): signal transduction; protein phosphorylation
Cellular component (GO): cytoplasm
Molecular function (GO): ATP binding; protein binding; protein kinase activity
Source: RefSeq, a predicted model, not a curated record